Talpa occidentalis (Iberian mole) is the source of this 1656-nucleotide messenger RNA. RefSeq names its product VPS37B subunit of ESCRT-I (gene VPS37B). NCBI's taxonomy places the organism in Eukaryota, Metazoa, Chordata, Mammalia, Eulipotyphla, Talpidae. The transcript has 4 exons. The coding region runs from base 898 to 1617 and encodes 239 amino acids. The record is from RefSeq and is a predicted model, not a curated record. Gene Ontology annotation, cellular component: ESCRT I complex. Gene Ontology annotation, biological process: protein targeting to membrane; ubiquitin-dependent protein catabolic process via the multivesicular body sorting pathway; protein targeting to vacuole.
GCAUUUAAGGCCAGAGAGAAUGGAGUGGAAGAACCACUUUGAGGUAAUGGCUGGGAACCAUCCAGGACUGAUGAAAAGAUAUCAACCUGCACAUCUAAAGAGGCCAAAUAUUUGUUGAUGGAGGUGUCCCCCUGCAGGGUCGGAGGGGGUGGGAGAGCCCCUCGGCCUUGCCCAGGCUUGGCACCGGUGGGGGCCCAUCACGGUGAAUCUCGGCCAGCCUGCUGCACCCCCGUGCCAGGCGGGCUUGGCGGCCUUGGCCGCUGCUCAGCCUUUGUUGUCUAGCGCGCUGCCUCUCUGGUUAUCAGUGUGGUCUAAAACAGAGGAGAGGAAUGCGGCCCAGCUGCUGAGCUGCCUGGGCUCAGCUCAGCUCCAGAACUUUCCCCUCGGGGCAGAGGAAGAGCUAAACCUGCUUCGCAGUCCUCACCUGGAACAAAGGGAAACGUUGCAAACCCAGAAAAGCAACCUGCGUGUCUUUCCUGGCUGAAGAGGAGGGGAGAGGUCUAGAGAGGCUGGCGUUUCCCUGAUAAGUGAUGGGGAACUUUUCUCACGUAGCGUGGGGCCAUCUGAAUGUCUGCUUUCCAGAAGUUCUAUUUAGGGCUUUUGUCACCUCAUCCCUGCCAGAGUGGCCUGUAUUAGAAGACUGGAAACCAAAGUCAGAGAGGGUGUGGAGGAUAAAAAAAAGUCCCCCCCGGCUUGGGGAGAAUGUGAUGAUGCAAUGCGUGGAAACAGUGUGGCAGCUCCUCAACAAAAAACGUAAAUGCCACGUGACCCAGCGAUCGCCCCGCGAGAGUCACCGGAAGAAGAUGAGGCACCGACCGAAGCGAGGACACACGCCUGUUUCCCAGCAGCACUCCCAACAGCCUCAGCGCGACGCAGAACGUGCAGCUGAGCAAGGAGAUGACGCUCGCCGGCAACCGGAGCCUGGCCGAGGGCAACCUGCUCUACCAGCCGCGGCUGGACUCGCUGAAGGCGCGCCUGACGCAGCGGUACCGGGAGCUGCAGGCGCUCCUCGAGGCCUGCCAGCUGAAGAAGACCCGGCUGGACCAGCAGUCGAGCAGCGCUUCCUUGGAAACCCUGCUGGCGCUUCUCCAGGCCGAAGGGGCCAAGAUCGAGGAGGACACCGAGAACAUGGCCGAGAAGUUCCUGGACGGAGAACUUGCCCUGGACGCCUUCAUCGACGUCUACCAGAGCCAGCGCAAGCUGGCCCACACGCGGCGGGUGAAGAUCGAGAAGCUCCAGGAGAUGGUGCUGAAGGGGCAGAGACUGCCGCAGGCCCCGGCCCUGCCGCUGCCCCGGGUGCCCGAGCCGGUGCCCACCGCCCCCCUGCCCUACCCCGCCGCGGAGGCCAGCGGGCCCCCCUCCGUCCUGCCUCGGCGCGUCCCUCCCCCACCGCCCCCGGUGCCCGCGGGACGCUUGGCCACACCUUUCACGGCCGCCGUGGGCCCAGGACCGGCCCUCCCGUACCCAGGACUCCAGUGCCCCCCGCUGCCGCCCCGCGCGGGCCUGCCCCCCCAGCAGGGAUUCUCCGCGCAGCUCGUGUCGCCGCCGAUCCCACCGGCGCUCCCGCAGAGGCCCCCGCCCCGGCUGCCCCCGCACCAGCCGGGCUUCAUCCUCUAGUGGGCCCGGCUGCGCCCGCCGCCUUUCACCCUGGGCCGG